AUGUCCAGCACGCAGCAGCUCGCAUGCACCUACGCCGCGCUCCUCCUCGCCGACGGUGGUAAGACCGACGUCGAGAGCCUGCUGAAGGUGACGAAGGCCGCCGGCGUCGAGGUGAGCAAAGGGAUGGCCUCCGCCUUCGCCAGCCUGCUCCGGACCGUUAACGUCAACGAGGUGCUCGCCAACGUGAGCUUCGCCGGUGGCGCCGCCCCUGCCGCCGCCGGUGGCGCUGCUGCUGCCGGUGGUGCCGCCGCCGCCGCCCCCGCCGCCGAGGCCAAGAAGGAAGAGGAGGAGGAGGAGGACGACGACAUGGGCUUCGGCCUCUUCGACUAG
Trypanosoma conorhini is the source of this 330-nucleotide messenger RNA. Its product is annotated as 60S acidic ribosomal protein. The coding region runs from base 1 to 330 and encodes 109 amino acids. The transcript has a single exon. Gene Ontology annotation, molecular function: ribonucleoprotein complex binding; structural constituent of ribosome; protein kinase activator activity. Gene Ontology annotation, biological process: translational elongation; cytoplasmic translation. NCBI's taxonomy places the organism in Eukaryota, Euglenozoa, Kinetoplastea, Trypanosomatida, Trypanosomatidae. Gene Ontology annotation, cellular component: cytosolic large ribosomal subunit; ribosome. The record is from RefSeq and is a predicted model, not a curated record.